Molecule: messenger RNA, 2296 nt
Organism: Manis pentadactyla (Chinese pangolin)
Lineage: Eukaryota; Metazoa; Chordata; Mammalia; Pholidota; Manidae
Gene: GEM
Product: GTP binding protein overexpressed in skeletal muscle
Exons: 5
Coding region: 300-1190 (296 amino acids)
Biological process (GO): negative regulation of high voltage-gated calcium channel activity
Cellular component (GO): plasma membrane
Molecular function (GO): GTPase activity; GTP binding; calcium channel regulator activity
Source: RefSeq, a predicted model, not a curated record
GGCCGCGGCGGCUGCGGGCGGCGCGCUCGGACGGCGGGCACGGCGCGAGCUCCCUUGUGCUCGGCGGCCCCAGGAUCGCAGCGCGCACGGCGCACGGAAGCACCGCCCCGCGGACGCCCACCCGGCCGAGCCAAGUAAGCCGGGCGGCGCGGAAAGGGGCCAUCGAACGCCGGGGAGAGGCUGGGGAAGGAAUGGGCGUUCCCAGCCCGCAGAACUAGUUUCUAAGUUGAAGGAAGAUCCCUGAACGUGCUGUCUGCGCUGUGGCUUUCUGGUCGGGGGCAGAGUUAAAGGCCCUGACCAUGACUCUGAACAAUGUCACCAUGCGCCAGGGCACUGUGGGCACGCAGCCACAGCAGCAGCGCUGGAGCAUCCCGGCCGACGGCAGGCAUCUGAUGGUCCAGAAAGAGCCCUCCCGGUACAGCCAGCGUGGCCAUCACUCUGCCACCAAUGAGGACCACUGCCGCCGGAGCUGGUCCUCUGACUCCACAGACUCCGUCAUCUCCUCCGAGUCCGGGAACACCUACUACCGGGUGGUGCUCAUAGGGGAGCAGGGGGUGGGCAAGUCCACUCUGGCCAACAUCUUUGCAGGUGUGCAUGACAGCAUGGACAGCGACUGCGAGGUGCUGGGAGAGGAUACAUAUGAGCGAACAUUGAUUGUUGACGGGGAAAAUGCAACAAUUAUACUUCUGGACAUGUGGGAAAAUAAGGGGGAGAAUGAAUGGCUCCAGGACCACUGCAUGCAAGUUGGGGAUGCCUACCUCAUUGUAUACUCCAUCACAGACCGGGCCAGCUUCGAGAAGGCGUCUGAGCUGCGAAUCCAGCUCCGCAGGGCCCGGCAGACAGAGGACAUUCCCAUCAUUUUGGUUGGCAACAAAAGUGACCUGGUGCGGUGCCGAGAAGUGUCUGUGUCAGAAGGCAGAGCGUGUGCUGUGGUGUUUGACUGCAAGUUCAUUGAGACCUCUGCGGCUGUCCAGCACAAUGUGAGGGAAUUGUUUGAGGGCAUCGUGCGGCAGGUCCGCCUUCGGCGGGACAGCAAGGAGAAGAAUGAGCGGCGGCUCGCCUACCAGAAAAGGAGAGAGAGCAUCCCUAGGAAAGCCAGGCGCUUCUGGGGCAAGAUCGUGGCCAAAAACAACAAGAAUAUGGCCUUCAAGCUCAAGUCCAAAUCCUGCCAUGAUCUCUCUGUGCUCUAGGCACCCAGAGUCAUCCAGAUGUCCCCCUAAUAGACAUCACUGAAGGCCAGUGGGACCAAUAAUCUAUAUUAGAUUGGAUCCUUAAGGAUUGUUAGAUGCGGCUUCCUUUUUUGCAGCUGGAAAUUAGCAUGUUAGCCUCGUGGGCGACAUAAUGCAUGGGAAAUGAAAGAUCUUUGCAAAGAGUCAGAGUUUCUUUACAGGAAUAGCCUGACCUUGUUACUUGAACACCCAAGACUCAUGAGAGGAUGUGUUUGGUGUUCACAUGUGUUUCCUUUCUCCCUUGGAUAGUAGAGAAUUGAAGCCUGCAAAAGAAUGACUAGAACAAGAAUUUUUCACUAUUAAAAUUUUGCCCAGUGUUCUGAUACAUGAAUUUAAGGCCAGUGGGUCAUAAAACAAAUACAGGAAAAUCAUCAGAGGAUUUAUUCAAAGGAGGGAGAAUGACUCGCUUUACACCUUGUAUAUUCAUGGAGCUAGGAUUGUAGAACUGGUCAUGAUCAUGAAUAACGAUCAUGACUAUUAUUGCUCCAUCAAGCUGUGAAAAGAAAUGAUGGCCCUUGCUGAAAACUAAAGCUGAGCAAACAACUUUGGUUCAGUGCCCAUAAUUAGGGAUCUAGAAAUUUGUAGAAUUGGGAGCUGAUAACCUGUACCACUUAUGGUUCAACAAUUAUGUCUUUAUUUCUGUGUCUUAAAAUUUUUCAUUUAGGGGAAAAUUAUUUUAAUCAAAUUCUACUUAGUCAAAACACCUUUUAUGUUUCAUUAUUUUUAAAAUCAUAGGAACAUCAUAAAAACAUUUUUAGAUCUGAAUUAUUGAUAACCUAGAGUGCAAAAUGCCAAAUUUUUAAGUAUAAUCAAAGGUCUGAAUUUUUAUAAAACACAAAGCAUAAAUAUUUCCAGUCUUUGGGUUGACCAUUGUAUGCCACAGCUCUGCUCUAUUUAUUAUUAUUUUGCAAAGUAAUAACCAUUUUAACAUUUGAUAAAGCAUAUUUAUGAACAUAUUUCUUAGUAAGAAAGAUGUCCAUUUUAUUACCAUUUUCUAUCUUUUUCAGAAUAUGCAAGUUUUUACCUAUGUCUUUUAUAAAAGAAAUAAAACCUUUGGGAAAAAGGUC